CUUGACAAAAUGUAAGAAUUUUAAUUUCACUUAUAAAACGUAUAGGAGCCAGUUUAUUCAUAUUCCUCUAAAAUAAAUAUAUCUUAAUCAUAUAAACAGCCCGAUGAAUGGCAUUGAAGAGUUGGCCCAAAAUGAUGCAGGAGCUAAACAGAGAUGAAAAUGGAGGAUUUAUUUGCAAGUUUACUGGGAAAUGAUGCUGCUUAAAGAGUGAAGGCGUCCUCUCCGGCCGUCUGGAGCAGCAGGGCAGAGUGCAGAUGUGCAGCAGCAACAUGAAUGAGGAUGACAUCAUCCACAGGUGUCAGUUACCAUAGCAACAGGGAUGGCCACAGCUGCUAGCCAGCAAAUCCAGCCCUUCAAAUGAAGAGCCUUCAGUUCCGUAGCAUCGCCCCCAAGGCCUCGGUCCUUGUGCCUUCCCCGGCGGCCUCUGCCGUCCUCUCCUGCCAGCCUCCCCCUGCCCUCCCUGAAGCUACCGGAGGCUCUGGCCCUCAAUCCAUCGUGGUGCCCGCCCAAAACUAUGCACUGAUGCGAAUAGCUGGUCAGGAUGGCACCUUCUCUCUGGUGGCGCUGCCCCCUUCUGUCUCAUCUCAGACACCACAGCAACCUCAACAUAGCCAGUCGGUUCAGAAGAAUCUCAAGCUGCCCAUUCCCAGAUACAAGCCAGUGAGGAGAGCUGGGACCACAGACAAGGUGAGGCCACCGCCCAUAACUGCAAGGGGGGACACUGCCUCAAGGCUUGCUGAGGCAUCGCCUGCGAGUGGAACCUCAUCGUUGUUGAAGACAAAGAAACGGGAGUGCAAGGUGACUCCAAAGGAGGAAGUCUCGGAGAAAGUCCUUGUCCUUGACCACGCCCGCUCUGACUUAUCCGUCACUGCGGUGCUACCGGACAACGCCGUCCUGUACUCGGGGUCGCAGUUGGAGCCAGAGAACGCCGAGCAUCCUGCUACAUUAAUUAUUCCAAGUCCGACAACUGCACUCAAAGUGUCUCCAGGAAAGCCUCAGGACCAAAGUGGCUCGAUGAUGCGAAUGUGUCAGUCCAAGGCUCCUGCAGCUCAGCCUCCAAAAAGCAUUGCCGUUCUAUCUCCAGCCAUCUUCAGCAAAGCGUUGCAAAUCAUCCCGUCUCCUCCUAAAGGUAAACUGCCCAUCCUCCCUUACUCCAAAGCAAAGACUACUCUCAUUCCAACGGCCAAGCUCAACCUCUCCCAAGACAAGGAUUUAUUAAACCAGGCUGGUCCGAGGAGCCCCAAAGAUCCAACAUCUGAGGCCUCAUCUCCGCGAGCUCAAACCAAGAGCUCACUUGUGUCGGGAACGUUCCAGAAGCUGCCGGGAAAGAAGAGAGGACGCAAGAGAAAGACCGCGGAAGACUUGGCAUAUGAGGCCCGGAAGAAGAGGUCUUUGUCCUUCUUCCGUAGGAGGGUACCUGAAAAACCACCACUCGUUGUUUCAAGUUCCAAGCAAGAAUUAGAGAUUUCAAAGAAGUACCGCACCAUCCGACCCAAACCAGUGUUGCUGAUGGAGACCGUGCCCCAGCUAGUUAGUUUACCCGCUAGUUCCUUGGACGGUCAAGAAGUUGAGCUGGUACAAACUCCCAAAGCGACCAAGGACUUGGAUUGUCCUCCCCAACAACACCCGGUCACCUUGCAGCUGAAAGGAGCCUACCAUCCCAGAGUCCUUGUGGCCGGCCGCACGCUUCAUCGUUGUUCCACCUGCAGCUGCUGCUUCCAGUUCAAGCACCACCUGCAGACCCACAUGAACACUCACUCCAGCACCCGGCCGUACGUCUGCCCCGUGUGCCGCAAGGCGUACGCCCAUUCCGCCAGCCUGAGCACACACAUGAAGCUCCAGCAUUCUGAGGCCCGACCGCGCCGGUCUCUGUGCUGCGAGUUCUGCGAAAAGUCCUUUGGCUACGUGGGCGUGUACUUCAGUCAUCUGCGCGAGGUGCACAAGGUCUUGCUCACGGUGGAGCCGUCUAUCAGACAUCACGAGGACCACGCGGCCGUGGAGGGGGACAACUCGGAGACGUCGGACGAGGACCGCGAAGAACCGGUGGAGCUGCAGAUCAAAUGCGGCCGCUGCCAGGUGGUCACCCCCACUUUUGCUGACAUGAAGAUGCACCUCCUGUACGUCCACGGCGAGGAGGUCCUGAUCCGACUUCAAGAGGGGCAACCCACGCCGGGCGGCCUGGAGCCGGAGAAGGAGCUGGUCAAACGCGCCGCGCACUACUGGCGGCAGCUCAACGAGAAGAAGUGCAACCUGGUCAAAUGCGGCAGCUGCGACGAGGAGUUCUUCUCCUUCGCCAAACUGAAGAGGCACAUCGUCUUCCAGCACCGCGGGACCGGAGGCGACGACGGCGGCGUCAAAGGCUUCCGGAUGCUGGCGGGAGCUUCCGCCUUCAACUGCGUGCUGUGCAGCCAGGUGUUGGACUGCAAGGACCAGGUUCUGGAGCACUGGAGGCGGCACCAUCACUGCGAGCAGCCCGGCCUGCUGUGGGCCGCCCUCAGCUCCUUCUGCGGCCUGGAAGACGAGGACGCCUACGAGGAUCUGGACUCGGCUUUGAGUCCGCACGAACCUUCUCCGUCCUCGCUAUGAACCCAACUCAUUUCUUGCUUUUUCCCCUCACCAGAAAGUGAAAAAUCACUUUUAGUGAAGUCUGAAAAUAUAAAUUAGUUUUCUCUUCAUUUGGUUGUUUUUAAUUUAAGGCUUAUUUAAAUAUCGUUCAAUAAUUUAAAUUCUCACGUCAUUAAUUAUUGUGGAUGUGAUCUACUAUUGACCUUUAAUCCACUUGAUUAUAUUCAUCGUUGAUUUGAUCGAGCCUUUUCGCAGACUGCAAGGAUCAAACCACAGAAAUCUGAAUUAUUUUGAAAGAAAUUCAGUGCACAAUUUUGAAUUUGUUUAGGAUUUUAUGUCAAAUGGAUACAAAUAUAUAUUUACUGUACAUACACUAAUAUUGGCUUGAAUGUCUCUGGAAUUAGUCUGCAAAAAGAAUAUUUGAAAAAGUUGAUGACCCAGGAUGACGACAUCUUACCAAUACUCUCGUGUCCUAAAUGUACACAAACCUUCUUUUCAUACUUGGCCCAACUAAAAGUCAAAUGUAAAAAUAGCCCCUGUUACAUUAUGUAAACAAAAAUACAAUUAUUUAAUUAAAUAUAAUUAAAUCAUUCCAAUUAAUUAUUUGAUUGAAUAAUUAGAUAGAUAAUUGAAUACAUUUUUUUAAUUUAAUUGACUAACUGAA
Molecule: messenger RNA, 3229 nt
Organism: Nerophis lumbriciformis (worm pipefish)
Lineage: Eukaryota; Metazoa; Chordata; Actinopteri; Syngnathiformes; Syngnathidae
Gene: znf438
Product: zinc finger protein 438
Biological process (GO): regulation of gene expression
Cellular component (GO): nucleus
Source: RefSeq, a predicted model, not a curated record